This is a messenger RNA of Malania oleifera, 1898 nucleotides long. Its product is annotated as phosphatidate cytidylyltransferase 1-like. The transcript is spliced from 12 exons. Gene Ontology annotation, cellular component: endoplasmic reticulum membrane. Gene Ontology annotation, molecular function: phosphatidate cytidylyltransferase activity. The record is from RefSeq and is a predicted model, not a curated record. NCBI's taxonomy places the organism in Eukaryota, Viridiplantae, Streptophyta, Magnoliopsida, Santalales, Ximeniaceae. The coding region runs from base 227 to 1480 and encodes 417 amino acids.
GGAAAAUUGGGGCCUGCGAAAAGAAAUUGCCUUUUCUGGGGGACCCCAUCUACGUGUCAGUGCAGGGGGUUUCUCUUAGGCCAUAGACGCUCCAAGAAGACACGAAAACUGGGGCCAUUUCGUAGUUUCGCUAUUGUUUUGGCCUGAAAUGUAAAAACAUAAACUCAUUCUCUGAUUCUCUUCCCGAUUCAUUUUUUGGUUUCUCUGAAUCGACGACAGCGAGCGCAUGAAGAAGAAGAAGAAGAAGAAGAAGAAGAAGAAGAGUCACCUAUCUCACACUUACCUCAUUCGUUUUCUCCACUCUCAAUCUCUCCCAAUCAUUUCAAAUUUCAGAAGGCAGCGACGAGUUGCAGGUUCAAAGGUUCCUCCUGAAGUAAGCAGAUCAAAUGAGGGCCAUUUACUUGUCAAUGAUCAUAAUAAAUAUAGAUCAAUGUGGAUCCGUGCAUAUUCAUCUAUAUGGAUGAUUGGAGGCUUUGCGUUGAUUAUCUACAUGGGUCAUCUCUAUAUAUCGGCUAUGGUUGUUAUUAUCCAAAUAUUCAUGGCAAAAGAGCUGUUCAAUCUACUGAGAAGAGCUCGUGAAGAUAGACAUCUCCCCGGAUUCAGGCUCUUGAAUUGGCAUUUUUUCUUCACUGCAAUGCUGUUUGUAUAUGGUCGCAUUCUCAGUCAGCAGCUCGUAAAUAAUGGGUCUUCUGAUAAAUUCGUGUAUAAGCUUGUGAACGGCCUCAUCAAGUAUCAAAUGGUUAUUUGUUAUUUCUUAUAUAUUGCAGGUUUCGUAUGGUUCAUUCUUACAUUAAAGAAGAAGAUGUACAAGUACCAAUUCGGCCAGUAUGCGUGGACGCACAUGAUUCUUUUUGUGGUGUUUGUGCAGUCUGCAUUCACUGUAGUCAAUAUUUUCGAAGGGAUUUUCUGGUUUCUGCUCCCAGCAUCACUUAUUGUUAUCAAUGACAUUGCUGCUUAUUUCUUUGGUUUCUUUUUUGGGAGAACACCUUUGAUCAAGCUAUCACCAAAGAAAACAUGGGAAGGUUUUAUUGGAGCAUUGGUUGCAACUAUUAUCUCAGCAUUUGUACUUGCAGAUAUCCUGGGCCGUUUCCAGUGGCUGACAUGCCCAAGGAAGGAUUUAUCAACUGGUUGGCUUCAUUGUGAUCCUGGUCCACUUUUCAAGCCAGAGUAUUACUCUUUGAGAGGAUUGGCCCCUCAAUGGUUUCCUUGGAAAGAUAUAUCAGUUUUGCCGGUGCAGUGGCAUGCUUUAUGCCUGGGUUUAUUUGCAUCGAUUAUUGCACCUUUUGGAGGUUAUUUUGCUAGCGGUUUCAAGAGAGCUUUUAAAAUUAAGGAUUUUGGGGAUAGUAUUCCUGGACAUGGUGGAAUUACCGACAGAAUGGAUUGCCAGAUGGUGAUGGCUGUUUUUGCCUACAUCUAUCACCAGUCCUUCAUUGUUCCUCAGAGCCAUCCCGUUGAGAUGAUUUUGGAGCAGUUAUUGUGAUGGUGCAGAUUUUAAGAAACCUUAGUUUCGAGGAGCAGCAAGCUCUGUACAUGAAGCUUCGGCAGAUAUUCCAUGAGAGGCAGUUUGGACUAUCUUGAAGCUGCACGCCAUAUGUGUAACAUAAUCCAGCAUGCUUUGCUGUGGGGUGUGUUUUUGGGGGUGUCAUUCUCCAUUUGAGAUAUUAGAGUCUGUAUAUGGUGCUUUGCUUAAUUAUUCAUCAUCUGGGGUUUGGUUCUUUGGGGGAGACAAGUUGUGCUGUGUUUUUUUUUCCUCAACAUGACCUAGCUGAAAUGUCUUGUUUGCAGUGCCUUCACAUUUCCACUAUUCUUGUAUUUGCGGAUUGGAGUUGGUCAUGUAAUCCUAUUGGAGCAAAAUAGUUCUUGUAAAUUUGAUAAGCAAUGAAGGCAAUUUAGCAAAA